UUCUUUAUUUAGACGAACCAGAUAAUUGGUGUCUAUUGCGAAUUUCAAAGUUUGUAUUCCAAUUGCAGUUCGAUUUAACAGUCGCAAACGCUCUCUAUCAAGGAGAAGCUAAGCGACUUGAAGAUCAGAAUGGAGCACAAUCUGAUUCAGCUAUCUGUCGCAGUAAUAAUCUCAUCCAUUAUCGCCAUCGGAGCAUACCGAAGAAAGUCGUUGAACCUCUCUGGAGCUCUUGCGGGCUUUAUUGUCAUGUCAACUCAUUUUGCUAUCAGCUAUAGGUACGGUGCCGUGCUCCUUGUAUUCUUUUCCACUUCUUCUAAGCUUACCAAGGUUGGGGCAGAGAAGAAACGAGUCCUUGAAGCUGAUUUUAAGGAAGGUGGUCAAAGGAAUUGGAUUCAAGUUCUUUUUAAUAGUGGUAUUGCUACAGUCCUGGCUGUGCUUAUUUGGAAAAUUACGGGAUGGCAAGAUAAAUGCCUGGACUCUAAAGACUCAGCUAUUGUCACUGCUCUCAUUGGGGGCAUUCUUGGGCACUACUCCUGCUGCAAUGGGGACACAUGGUCUUCUGAGCUUGGAAUUCUUAGUGAUGCAACACCUCGAUUAAUCACAACCUUCAAGCCUGUUCGUAAGGGUACUAAUGGCGCAGUAACAAAAGCAGGACUCCUUGCAGCUACUGCUGCAGGUGCUGUCAUAGGACUGACGUUUGUUCUCCUUGGAUUUUUCACUGCAAAAUGUGCUUAUGGCACAGCACUGAAACAGCUAUUGGUAAUUCCCCUAGCAGCCGUGGCUGGACUUUGUGGAAGUGUCAUAGACUCUCUUUUGGGAGCAACACUGCAAUUUAGUGGAUUCUGCACGGUUCGUAAUAAGGUCGUAGGAAAACCAGGACCGACUGUCAAAAAGAUAUCAGGUCUCAACAUUCUUGAUAACAAUGCUGUGAACCUCGUGUCGGUAUUAUUAACCUCAAUGCUUACUUCGAUUGCCUGCAUUUACAUAUUUUGAACGAUAUCUGCCGUUGUAAGAUAAAGCCAGAGGCAUGCUAGACAGAACUCAUUAUCAAAUAAAGUUCUCGGGAUUGGCAACAUAAUCAUUCUUAAUUCAUCAACUUGGAUUUGCUUA
Messenger RNA from Cucurbita moschata (crookneck pumpkin), 1110 nucleotides. Its product is annotated as protein PGR. Gene Ontology annotation, cellular component: membrane. NCBI's taxonomy places the organism in Eukaryota, Viridiplantae, Streptophyta, Magnoliopsida, Cucurbitales, Cucurbitaceae. The record is from RefSeq and is a predicted model, not a curated record. The coding region runs from base 130 to 993 and encodes 287 amino acids. The transcript is spliced from 5 exons.